AUGGAAACAGAUUGUAAGAGAAAGAGAAACGAUUUAGAAGAUGAUGAUAACAAAAUUUCUGAUACUCCGAUGGCCGUGGAUCGAAUCUCUCAACUUCCUGAUCAUCUGAUUUGUGAUAUUCUAUCUUUUCUUCAAACAAAGUAUGUUGUACGGACCUCGGUAUUGUCCAAGGCAUGGAACCACAUGUGGCUUUCAGUCCCAAUACUCGACUUCAAUUUCUGCUACAACCGUUACUGUAACGGUAACAUGAAACAAAAUCAGUCAGAGGAAGAGUUUCUGAGUCUAGUAGAUGAGUCCUUACAACGAUACUUCCAACAAAAUCUCAAACUGUCCGUAUUCAGCUUGUUGAUCGCCGCCCCAAUCUCGAAAUUGUUGGUCCCUCACAUGAACCCUUGGCUAGGCGCUGCACUCGAAAGGAAUGUCGAAAAGAUAUUCUUGAAAGUCCCUUUCUCUUCUCCUACUUGGGAUCGUGUUCUUGUGUCUAAGCCAGUGUUGUCUUCAACAUCGCUUAAAGUUCUGAAGUUGUACAAUUGUACGAUUGACAGAAAUUGUUACAUAAAACUUCCUCACCUUCGUUCGAUGAAUCUAGCUUAUGUCCACUUUUUGGACAAAAAUAUGUUUUCAGAUCUUGGCUUCAUCGUCCCUCUGAUUGAAGAUUUGGUGAUCAGAAAUUGCAAAGGACUAAACAAAAAUCUUCGGUUUGUUCCUGGUUUAAUGCAGCUGAAGCAUGUUGCACUGUACCAUAACUAUGAAGUCAAGGCUGUCGAAAUUACAGCGCCACAUCUCCAUUCUUUUCGGUACAAGGAGGGAUUGAAACCACGCGAUAUCCGAAUUCCGGCUUUUAUAGAUCUCAAAGUAUUAAGACUAGAAAACACUAGGAUCACUGCUGAGAAAUUUCAUAAUCUUCUGUCCAAACUCCCUGGACUUGAGGANUGUGCUAUAGAUCAUUCUAUGUUUUUUUUUGGUUGA
Ilex paraguariensis (yerba mate) is the source of this 969-nucleotide messenger RNA. The record is from the annotation of a GenBank genome assembly. Lineage: Eukaryota; Viridiplantae; Streptophyta; Magnoliopsida; Aquifoliales; Aquifoliaceae.